AUGUUCAUAUUAUCACCCAGCCUCAUAUCUGGAGUCGCUGCUCUGCUCCUUUUUGCCCAUAUCAUCAUUCGACUUUGUUCAGCGACAGCAAAGGUCCCCGGCCCAUUUGUAUCAAACUUCACCUCGCUUGUACUGAAAUGGCACGAACUCAACGCCAACCGUACCGUGUAUAUUCAUGAGCUUCACAAGAGAUACGGCCCAGUGGUCCGUGUUGCGCCUAACGAAGUCUCUUUUACGUCAAUCGCUGCCAUCAAAGAGAUUUAUGGCUCCGGUGGCAGUGGAUAUGACAAGACGGAAUUCUACAAUCUCUUUCAGGUCUAUGGCAAGCGAACCAUGUUCUCAACCUUGGUUAAAGGCGACCACGCAAAGCGACGGAGAAUGAUUGGCGAUCGGUAUGCCAACAGUAACGUGAUGAAGGCAGCCCCUUUGGCCGGUAUUAAGGAACGGUCCAACAAGUUUCUCCAGCAUUGCGUCGAGUCUCCUGAUAGAACGGCGGAUGUCUUUAGAGCACUGCACUCGUAUGCAUGCGAUUGUGUCACGCAUCAACUGUUUCAUCCAUAUGGAAGCAACUGCUUGCAGGACAAAGAGGACGAAGAGAUGAUGCACCAAGUUGCUGCUGACGACAGCUUACAGAAUCGACUGGUCCAAUACUAUAGUCCAGUUGUUUACAGCCUUGGAUCAAAGAUUCUUGCCAGCUUUGCCAAGCCUCGAUCAAUUCCCUUGGCCGACAAUUUUGUUAUCGAAAAUGCCCAACAGGAUGGAGCUGCGAACUUUACUGUCCUCAAUCGACUAAAAGAGAAGGACAGCAUACUCGAUAACAUGGACAUGGCUGCCGAAUGUCUCGACCAUAUGGCUGCAGGUAUUGACACGACUGGUGAUGUUCUGUGCUUCUUGAUGUGGGAACUCUCUCAGCCUCGAUCAAUCAAGUAUCAACGUUUGUUGAAAGAAGAGUUCCUGAGAAAGGCUGAUGCACCUUUUGACGAACUACCUAUGCUGGACGCUGUGCUGAACGAGGGACUACGAUGUUUCCCGGCCAUUCCCAUGUCUUUACCGCGAUAUGUUCCACAGGGCGGUCGUGUCAUUGAUGGUUUUUCUUUGGCCGAAAAGACUGUGGUUAGUUGCCAGGCCAUGUCAGUUCACAGAAUCAACGACGACGUGUUUCCCGAACCAGACAAGUUUUAUCCAGAGAGAUGGUUGGCGGCCGAAGGUGAUGCCGACCGACGACGGCAUCAGUGGGCUUUUUCAAGUGGAGGCAGGGGAUGCAUUGGAAAGCAUCUUGCCAUGGUGGAGAUGAAGACGCUGUUGCGGGAUGUCUAUUCACGAUACGAAACGGAGCCAGAUGAGUCGAUGAAGAGUGAAUCCAUGAUAAUGGAUGAUCAGCUAAUCUCGUCACGGCCUCUUGGAAAGCGAUGUCUCCUGAAGUUUGUGCCAGUCAAGGACUGA
Fusarium venenatum is the source of this 1443-nucleotide messenger RNA. RefSeq names its product cytochrome P450. Gene Ontology annotation, molecular function: monooxygenase activity; oxidoreductase activity, acting on paired donors, with incorporation or reduction of molecular oxygen; heme binding. The record is from RefSeq and is a predicted model, not a curated record. NCBI's taxonomy places the organism in Eukaryota, Fungi, Ascomycota, Sordariomycetes, Hypocreales, Nectriaceae.